UAGACUGCUGGACCCGUAAGGUUAUCUUUAUGUUUCCUGGUGAGCCAGUUAUAGAAUGGGAGAGUGAUUCUCUAGCUCCUGGGGGAGGUUUAUUUCAUAUCUUAGAGCUCGAAGAUUAAUCUCUGAGGGGUGUCUUUAUCACUUGGUCCGGGUUAAAGAUUCUAACGCGGAACGUCCUUCCUUACAGUCAGUUUCGGUGGUUAAUGAGUUUCCUGAUGUCUUUCUGGAUGAUCUUCCUGGUGUUCCUCCGGAUAGGGAAAUAGAUUUUGGUAUUGAUUUGAUUCUGGACACUCAUCCAAUUUCCAUUCCCCCGUAUAAAAUGGCUUCGGCCGAGUUGCAGGAACUUAAGGAGCAACUUAAGGGUCUCUUGGAUAAGGGUUUUAUUCGUCCUAGUGUGCACCGAUGUUGUUCGUGCGCAAGAAGGAUGGUUCCCUUCGGAGGUGCAUUGACUAUAGGCAGUUGAAUAAGGCAACGUGUAGUGUGAUUCCCUCUCCAAUCCAAUCUACCUCUCUCCAAAGGAGGUUUGUGCAUCCACCCUUGAAAAAUCCCACCAAGUGUUGAAAGUUUGACACUCCGUCGAGCAUGCCGCGGCAUAGCCUCACCCGAGUUCGCCCUUUGUUUUUCAAGUGUCGUGUGCGUGUUCCAUCCCAAACGAUUAAGUAUGCUAUUAAGUGGCCCUCCGUGCAAAAUAACGAUGUUGCAAUUAGAGAUUUUCCGUAAUGUCGAGUGCGGCUCAAGAGCCCAACGACGUGCUGAGGCCAACGUCGGUGCAUGGCAGCAUGACACAAAGGUUUUCGUGACCGUCAAGUGCAAUCCUAGCGACAAGUUCAAUUACUCGGGUGCCGAUGUCCAGUGAAAUCAGUAGCGCACACGGCCGACGUCGGCAAGGGCAAAGGUGCUCUUAGUCAGUAUCCAUUAACCUAAUCCACAGUUUAAUAUUCAACUACCUUUCUCUUUUUCGUUUUUGGUGUGAUUUUAAAUUUAUUAGAUUACUAUAAAGAUUGAGCUUUUAUUGUUAAGAGUGCUAGAAACACAAUGCAGAUAGAAAAGUCCGAAGAAUAUAUAUCUGAUACUAACACAUGAACCCAAGAAACGUAAAAUUAGCAAAUUAGUAGUAUUUCUUGCUGGCUCUCCACCUCGUAACUGCAUCAAAUCUUCUGGCAACUAAAGAGAUAUAUUGCCAAAAAAGGACCUUGUUCAAUGAUUUGAUUAUAAGUCAAACAGAAAAACAUUAGGAACUCCUCUGUUACUCAGGACCCUUUUAUAAUAAAAUAUCAAUAGAAGUGGGCGUACGCCCAUAUACCAGUAACUGUUUAAAUCACCAUUAACGAAUUGAAACAACAUUUGGUCGUUCUCUCCCCCCCCCCCCCCCCCCCCCCUAAAAAAAAAGACCUUAAUCAACAUGGCACGUCAGAUGCACAUUGAAAGACAACAACUCAACGGGGAUUCUAGAAAGAAGAAUCUCGGAGAGGAAUGCCUGUAAAAUCCAUUAUUGACCAUUGUUAAUUCGAAAGUGAGUUCCAUAAAUAGUAACCUAAAUUUAGAAAAUUUCUUCAAAUAUAACUUAUAUUUUAUUUAGCAACAUAAUAAUAUCACUCAGAUAUAACUCUUUUUUUCAAAAAAUAUUGAACACCUCAAAAGCUUUCUUUUCUCUUAGUUGGCAUAACAUGCCAUUAAAACCGCUUUUUAAAAAUACGAAAACUAUUCAACUCAUCAAACUCAAUUAAAAUAUAAUUAUAUUCGUAGUUCCUAGUUUAGGAUGCAUGGGUGCCAAGUUCCUUGGUGCGCAAGGUGGCCAUUGUGCCCCAUGGUGCAUAUGGCGCGUCGAUGCACCGGUGCGCAUGGUGCAUUGGAUCCAUUGGUUUAUGGUGCCUUGGUGCACCGAUGCCUGUGGUUCCAUUGUGCACCGGUGUCGUGGAUCCUUGGUGCACUGGUGCCACGGUGGCGUGGGGCGUCGGUGCCUUGGGGGCGGUGGUGCCCAGAUACUCAACUCGUCAAAGACACCAUCAUGUAGGUGAUUAUAGGAAUUCUAAAAUUGGGAAAGAAGGAUCCAAUUAUACUUUUGUUCAACUUUCAACAACUCAACGCCCUCUUCUUCAUUAAUCUUCUCCAACUCCUCUUGUAACUCUUGCAGUUUUUCAACGCAUUGUACCAAAUGAUUUCCAUCAUCAAUAAUGUUGUUUUCAUCUUCCUCUACUAAUUUCUUUAUUCCUUUGCUUCUUCAUUUGCUUGUCCUUCCUCAUCUUUUUCAACAAUUCAUCACUCCAAAGAUUAGUUCUUUGCAAAGUGAAUGCAGUUUCAAUCAAAUUAAUUGUGUUUGAAAGUAUAGUGAUUCUCUAUUCAUUUGCUUAACUCAUUAAAAUGAAACUUAUUAUGCCACUUAAGAUGAUAAAACAUUUUAAGUAAAAGCACGACUAUUCCUCUUGAGAUUAUAUGAUCUACCUCCUAAAUGUUCUUACUCCUUCAGAUAGUAUAAUCAAUCGGAGUAGCUAACCCAACCCAUUGACCGAACAAAUAAUGAUUAAGUAGCAUGGUUGAACCAAGGUGUUUCCCUAAAUGUAUAAUGUAGUAAAGCUCUAAAACAACUUAAUCCUUCAAAUAAGAUCUAUCUAGCGUUGUAAAAAAAAAAAAUUAGCCAUGCCGCUAAGACUAUUAAUUUUCAAAUAGCUUAUGAAUUGGUCCCCACUCUAUGGAACGGAGAAUCGCAUAAUGUCUUAUGACGUUGCUCUUUGAUUAUUAAAAUAAUUAAAGGUUUACCUUCUUGUUCAAAUCGGCACGUGCAUCCGCAAUCAGUUCCAUCUUUAAAUCCCAAAUCUUUUUCAAUGCUUCAUGUUCAAAAGCAUACUCGUGAAAAAAUAUUGAAUUACUUAAUUAUCUCUAACAUAAGAUGCAAUUAUUUAAAUUAUUAAAUAGAAGAUAUUCGUACCUUGUUAAGAACCUUAAGAACAAGUGUCAUGAAUUUUUUCUGGAUUUUCAAGAGCAGUACAAAUUAAAGAAGAGUUGUCUUGUUAUAACUUUCCAUGAUCCACACCAUGGCUUUGACAACUGAAUGUAUGUCUCCAUCCAUGGUUUUUUUAUGUCCAAUUCCUAAUCAAAUAAUGAUGUCAAGACCCUUCUUUUUGGUUCCAUUCUUUUCCUUGCGAUAUCCCUCUUCAUACCAUUUCACCAAUAGAUUUCCUGCAAAUUACGGUAUAUCUUAGUGGCUCCGGGAUGAAUAGAAUAUCGCACACCAUUUGCUUCUGCAAGUAUUUGUUGUCUCAACCCAUCAACACACGGCACACACAGCCUGCCUUAACAUCGUAACACACCAUCUCCCCCUUGGGAGAAAACCUCUACUUUCUGAUCUCUAAUUGAUUCCCUUAACUUAACCAAACUGGAAUCCCUAUCUUGCUUCUUCAUGAAUAUGACUUUGUCCGGCAAAAGAAUGGAACCAAAAAGAAGUGUCUUGACAUCAUCAUUUGAUUGGGAAUUGGACAUAAAAACGAUGGCUGGAGACAUACAUUCAGUUGUCAAGCCAUGGUGUGGAUCAUGGAAAGUUAUAACAAGACAACUCUUCUUCAUGACACUUGUUCUCAGGGUUCUUAACAAGGAGUAUGCUUCUGAACAUGAAGCAUUGAAAAAGAUUUGGGAUUUGAAGAUGGAAUUGAUUACGAAUGCACGUGCCGAUUUGAACAAGAAGAGAACUAAUCUUUGGAGGGAUGAAUUAUUGAAAAAGAUGGGGAAGGACAAACAAAUGAAGAAGCAAAGGAAAAUACAGAAAUUAGUAGAGCUGUGCAUGAUAGUGGCUUGGAUCAGCUUGUACUGAUUGAAAUUCCCAGGAAUUGGAUUAGCAACUCUCCGUAUUAUUUCUUAGCCGAUUCAACUUACAUACACCAAUAACAAAUAAAUUUUACACUUAAUUUUAAGGCUUAUAUACACCAAUAAUUAAGUAUUACCGACCUACAAUACCACAGUUUGAUAUACAGGUACUGGACCAAACUUUUGAAGUUUGGUAUUUGGUAUCUACUUGCAAUUACCAAUUACAAAACUAUCGAAACUGAACUUUAGAAAUACCAAACACCCACCCUAACACUAGUUCCCUCCUUAUUAUCUCCAUCCACAAGCUGACAAAUUCCCCAAAAUCUCAAUGGCUUCGAAACUUUCUUCUCGUUUUACUUCUCGUCUAGCUUCCCGUUUCCUUCAUUCUGCUGCCACCAGUGCCACAGCCACUACCACCACCUCUCUCCCCAAAUCUCACCCUUUGAUUUCACUUCUCCACCACCAAUCACAGCCCUUAGUAUUUCCCCAUUUCAAUACCAACCAAACUGUUUUCACCCUCCGAUCCUUCUCCACACUCUCCCGGCCUGCCCGAUCCCAUCGUUCAGCCCGCCCCGAUAUCGCAGCCAGAGCCCGGCAACUCCAAACCCGCCGUCUGUGGACCUAUGCCAUCACAUUCAGCUGCAUAGCAGGAUUCAUAGUAAUAGUCCUUAAUCAAUUCCAAGACCAACUUGUAUUCUAUGUAACCCCUACAGAUGCCCUAUCACAGCAUGCUGAAAACCCUACGAAAUCCAAAUUUCGACUUGGUGGAUUAGUACUAGAAAAUAGUGUAACACCAAUACCCAAUUCCCCAGAAAUGGAAUUUGUGAUAACUGAUUUGAUUACUGAUAUUUUGGUUAAGUAUGACGGGUCGUUACCGGAUCUUUUUCGGGAAGGGCAUUCCGUUGUGGUUGAAGGGUUUAUAAAGCCAUUUACCGAGGAGAUGAAGAAGAAAGAGAAUGAAAUCUUGAGCGAGAAAAAGUUACAGGUAACUGUGAAGGCGAGAAGUGGGAAUUGUUAUUUUGCAGCUACUGAAGUGUUGGCUAAACACGACGAGAAGUAUAUGCCUCCUGAAGUUGCAGCUGCACUUGAGAAGAAUAAGCAGUUGCUCAGUCAGAUGGAAGGAAAGGAGGAAGAGGGUGAUGAUGCAGCAGCUCCUGCUACUGCGAGGGUGUAAGGCUCAGCCAUAUAUAGAGUAUGGUAUGAAUUUUUUUUCGAAAUGAUGGAAUUUUGGUAAAUUUCAAUUAUGGUUAUUGUUUUAGAUUAAAUUGAAUGAAGGGAUAUAUAGUUGGUUUACUGAGGUUAUACAAUGAAUUUUUUUUGUCAAAGAUUUUAUGUCCCAUACUAGCCCUGAGGAAUGGGGUUCCAAUUUUUGUCAAAGAUUUUAUGUCCCGUACUAGCCCUGUGGAAUGGGGUUCCAGUUUAGAAAUUUUGUAGUAUUAGUGAAUAAAUGAUACUAAUUAUUUAUCAUGACAUUGGAUGCUUGUAAUUCUUUGUACACACUCAUUAUAGAGGUCAUUGAUGAAAGAAAUUAAGAAUAAUCACUUCCGAGUU
Molecule: messenger RNA, 5349 nt
Organism: Capsicum annuum
Lineage: Eukaryota; Viridiplantae; Streptophyta; Magnoliopsida; Solanales; Solanaceae
Product: cytochrome c-type biogenesis protein CcmE homolog, mitochondrial
Exons: 4
Coding region: 4127-4972 (281 amino acids)
Biological process (GO): cytochrome complex assembly; protein-heme linkage
Cellular component (GO): plasma membrane
Molecular function (GO): heme binding
Source: RefSeq, a predicted model, not a curated record